Lolium perenne is the source of this 3468-nucleotide messenger RNA. The record is from RefSeq and is a predicted model, not a curated record. NCBI's taxonomy places the organism in Eukaryota, Viridiplantae, Streptophyta, Magnoliopsida, Poales, Poaceae.
AUGACCGGAGAGAGCAGAGACGAUGCCACGGCCAGGCUCGGUUCGGUCAGACUUGGCGGUCGCGGCGACACCUUGUAUGUGACGGCCGCGCGCUUCGUUUCGUCUACGAUGAGAGCUGCUAUGCGUAUGACUUUCUGUGUCAGGAACCUUGGUGAGAUAAGCAAACAGGGAUUGCGGACGUGGCAGCGUCAACAGGGAUUGUUGACCGUGCGGAGGGGAAGCGAGGAGAGUUUAUACAUGUUGGGCCAGCCCACCGGCCCACGUAGUCCACUCACCGUAGCGCUCGAGGUGCCUCUUCCCCUUCUCUGUUCGUGCGACUCCAAUGGCGACUGGCGGGUGAUCGGCGGCAGCUGCGGCGAUCUGGACUGCGCGCGGUCUUCCAACGUGCGAGAUUAUGUUGGUGGAGAUGAAGUGCUGUCAGAGAUAGAAAGGGACAAACUUUCGCUGCAGGAAGUGAAAGGAUUUCUGAAGGAUCAUAUAGCUCUGAAGGAUUCAAUGAAGCUGUACUUUCUGAUUCCUGGGAAGGAUUUAGUGAAUGGGUUGGUAUUCCUUUGUGAAGACAGUGCAUGCAUGAAAAUGUCAGACUAUGUGUGUGUUGGAGGUGUUGCUGAUGUGUUUGUUGAGUAUCAUGGAGAGGAAGACAGUCAGCACAGCAGCAGUGGAAGUGACUAUGAGGAUGAGAUGAUUGCUCUAUCUGAUGGUGAUCAACCUGAUGCUGUCAUAAGUGCAGAGCCUGCAGAAAGUUCAGAAGAAGAUUUUGAGGAGAACAUCCUAGUGCCAGAUGAUACAGGUGUCAUAACUCAAGUGCUAAAAAGUCCAGUGAGGGUUGGUACUGCUAGGAGACAGUCAAUCAACAUUGACAGUGAUGUAGCAGCUUCACAAAUCUUUAAUCCAACUCAACCAACAGAGGAACAUCAACCAACAGAAGAGCAACUUGCAGCAACUGAAGAACCUACUGAUGCGUAUUCAGAUCCUGAAUACAUGCCUCAUAGUGAAGACAGUGGAGAGAAUUCAGAGGUUGUUGAAUUAAGAAGGCAUGCAAGAAAGUUCAAGAAGAGGAUGAGACAGACCAAGAGCUGCAUUGGAAGAGAUGCAAAUGCUGCUAUUCCAAUUGAUCUUGUGAGUAACAUGGAGGAACAAUUUGAGGCAGAUGACAAGGACUGGAAUUUUGAGUCAUCUAAUGAGGACUACUCUUAUGAUGAAGAUUCUGAUGGGAAUUCAGUCAGGAGGAAAAGCAAGUACCCAAGAUACCAGAGUAACACUGAGAUUCCACACUUCACCCUGGAAAUGGUGUUUAGAAGCAAAAACCAGCUUGUGAAGGCACUGAAAAAGUAUGGCAUUGUAACUAAAAGGAGCAUUUCUUUCUUGAAGUCAGAGUGUGACAGAGUUAGAGCAAAAUGUGGAUGGCCAGGUUGCCCAUGGAUGAUCUAUGGUGCCAAAACCUCAAGAACUAGCAGGUUUCAAAUCAUUACUUUCAUUGAUGAUCAUAAAUGUGCAGAAAACAGAGAUAAUAGACUAGUGACAUCCAAAGUUAUUGCUAAAAGGUAUGAGCACUUCAUUUUGGCAAAUCCAAUGUGGAAGAUAGAGAGCAUGAAAGCAACAAUUCUGUUGGAUAUGUUUGCUGAUGUUUCCACUUCCAAAUGCAAGCAUGCAAAGCACAUUGUGAUGGAGAAGUUAAUGUCUGGUAUGAAGGAAGAGUACAGCAGAGUGUUUGAUUACCAGCUUGAAUUACUAAGAAGUAACCCUGGAAGCACAGUUGCAGUGUGUUUGGAUCCAACUUACAUGGACCAGAAUAUAUUCCAGAGCUUUUAUGUGUGUUUCAAUGCACUGAAGCAAGGAUUCAAGGCUGGAUGCAGAAAAGUCAUUGGUCUAGAUGGCUGUUUCUUUAAAGGAGUUGUCAAAGGUGAGUUGUUGUGUGCAAUUGCUAGGGAUGCCAACAACCAAAUGUAUCCCCUGGCAUGGGCUGUUGUUGAGCAGGAAACAAAUGAAACCUGGAAGUGGUUCAUAGGCUUGCUCAUCAAAGAUCUGGACAUCAACAAUAGUGGGGCUGGCUGGGUCUUCAUCUCUGACCAGCAAAAAGGACUUAUCAAUGCCAUGAGAGACUUUCUGCCUAAUGCUGAGCACGGGAUGUGUGCUAGGCACAUUUAUGCCAAUUGGAGGAAGAAGCAUAGGAGUCAUGAAUGGCAGAAAAAAUUCUGGGCUGUGGCAAAAGCAUCAAACCUGCAAGAUUUCAACUACUACAAGUCAAAGCUAGCACAAGAAACACCUGAUGGUGUGAAGGACAUGAUGAGGACAGAACCUAGUCAUUGGGCUAGAGCAUUUUUUGCUGUUGGUUCAAAGUGUGAGUCAGUGGACAACAAUUUGUGUGAGUCAUUCAACCAUUCCAUUGUGGAUGCAAGGUUCUAUCCAGUUGUUACAAUGCAAGAAAUGAUCAGGAAGAAAAUAUUUUGUAGAAUUCAGGAGCAGAGAGCUAAAGGGGAGAAGUUUCAUGGCAAAAUAUGCCCAAGCAUAUUCAAAAAGUUGAAAGCCAGCAUCUCAAGAACUCAAUUUAUGGAGGUGAUCUGGAAUGGGAAAGAUGGUUUUGAGGUUAAGCUCAUGAUAGGGAGGAAGAGACAGUACACAGUCAGUCUAGAAAAAAGGACAUGUUCUUGUGGUUACUUCCAACUGUCAGGUCUCCCAUGUGCUCAUGCAAUCACUGCUAUCUACAAGUGUGGCUUUGUGUUAGAGGAUUACAUUGACCCCUGCUACUCUGUUGAAGUGUUCAACAAAAUAUAUGAUCACUGUUUGCUGCCAGUUGAAGGUGAGGAAAUGUGGCCUAUUUCAGAAAAACCUAGGCCUGUUGCUCCUGGAUAUGUCAAGAUGCCUGGAAGACCAAAGAAGAAUGCCAGAAAGAGAGAAGAACAUGAGAAGCCUAAAUCUACUACUAAGAUGAGCAAGCAUGGUACUACUAUUGUAUGUUCCAUGUGUGGCAAUUCUGGACAUAACAAGUCCAGUUGCAUCAAGAAUCCAGAGAGAGGAAAGAAGAGAAAUGCCCAUCUUGGGAAGACAACCAAGAAAAGGAAGAGUACAGAGGCUACUUCUUGUGCCGCACAAGCUUCAGCACCAUCAGCUCAACCUGCUGCACAAGCUUCAGCAGCACCAGCAAAACCUGCAUCUUUCAAGCCUCCCAGGAAGAAAAAUACUACUGCAACACCUCAUGCAUCAGCAGCAUUAGCAAGGGCUCCUGGUACUGGCACAAGCUCACAGCCAAGUGGAAGAGCACCUGGAACAAGCUCUCAGCCAGCUCCUGGACCAAGCUCUCAGCCAAGUGGAAGAGCACCUGGAGCAAGAUCAUCUGGAGCAAGGAAAAGGACUGGAAGAGCUGAAACUUCCCUGCCUAGCUAUGCAUAUUUCAACUGCAGUGGUAACAAUUAGAUGAAAAUGUUAGUGCCAAGCUCUCAGCCAGCAUUGUGAUGUAAUUUCCAAUGC